Colletotrichum higginsianum IMI 349063 is the source of this 1338-nucleotide messenger RNA. Its product is annotated as Elongation factor Tu. The record is from RefSeq and is a predicted model, not a curated record. Gene Ontology annotation, cellular component: mitochondrion. The coding region runs from base 1 to 1338 and encodes 445 amino acids. Gene Ontology annotation, biological process: mitochondrial translational elongation. The transcript is spliced from 3 exons. Gene Ontology annotation, molecular function: translation elongation factor activity; GTP binding; GTPase activity. NCBI's taxonomy places the organism in Eukaryota, Fungi, Ascomycota, Sordariomycetes, Glomerellales, Glomerellaceae.
AUGUCCGCCUCUCUCAGAUCCGUUGCGCCGUUCCUCCGGACGGCGCGCGCCUCGCUGCGCCAGGGCAAUGUCAGCCCCCUUCAGGCCGCCCUGAAGAGAAAGAACGUCUCUCCCGUCCUCAACAUCUACCGCACAUACGCUGUUUUCGAGCGGACAAAGCCCCACGUCAACAUUGGUACCAUUGGCCACGUCGACCACGGAAAGACCACUCUGUCCGCCGCUAUCACCAAGAGACAGGCCGAGAAGGGCCUCGCCAACUUCCUCGAGUAUGGUGCCAUUGACAAGGCUCCCGAGGAGCGCAAGCGUGGUAUCACCAUCUCCACCGCCCACAUCGAGUACUCAACAGACAACCGCCACUACUCCCAUGUCGACUGCCCCGGUCACGCCGAUUACAUCAAGAACAUGAUUACCGGUGCCGCCAACAUGGACGGUGCCAUUAUCGUCGUCGCUGCUUCCGACGGUCAGAUGCCCCAGACCCGUGAGCACUUGCUGCUCGCUCGCCAGGUCGGUGUCCAGAAGAUUGUCGUCUUCGUCAACAAGGUCGACGCCAUCGACGACCCCGAGAUGCUGGAGCUCGUCGAGAUGGAGAUGCGCGAGCUCCUUAGCACCUAUGGCUUCGAGGGUGACGAGACCCCCGUCAUCAUGGGUUCCGCCCUCAUGGCCCUUAACAACCAGAGGAACGACAUCGGCAACGAAAAGAUUGACGAUCUCCUCAAGGCCGUCGAUGAGUGGAUCCCCACCCCUAGCCGUGACCUCGAGAAGCCCUUCCUCAUGUCCGUCGAGGACGUCUUCUCCAUCUCCGGCCGUGGUACCGUCGUCAGCGGCCGUGUCGAGCGUGGUCUCCUGAAGAGGGACACUGAGGUUGAGAUUGUCGGCAAGGGCGACGUUAUUAUCAAGUCCAAGGUUACCGACAUUGAGACCUUUAAGAAGUCCUGCGAGGAGUCUCGCGCCGGUGACAACUCCGGCCUCCUCCUCCGUGGCGUCAAGCGCGAGGACAUCCGCCGUGGUAUGGUCGUCUGCAAGCCCGGUACCGUCAAGGCCCACUCCCGCUUCCUCACCUCUCUGUACGUGCUCUCCAAGGACGAGGGCGGCCGUCACACCGGCUUCCACGAGAACUACAAGCCCCAGAUGUACCUCCGCACCGCCGACGAGUCCGUCACCCUUAACUUCCCUGAAGGCACCGAGGAUGCCAGCACCAAGAUGGUCAUGCCCGGUGACAACGUCGAGAUGGUUGCUACCCUGCACAACCCUAGUGCCAUUGAAGUCGGUCAGCGUUUCAACGUCCGUGAGGGUGGCCGCACCGUCGCCACUGGUCUCAUUACCCGCAUCCUGGAAUAA